This is a messenger RNA of Phlebotomus argentipes, 1850 nucleotides long. RefSeq names its product alpha-(1,6)-fucosyltransferase (gene FucT6). Gene Ontology annotation, molecular function: protein binding; glycoprotein 6-alpha-L-fucosyltransferase activity. The record is from RefSeq and is a predicted model, not a curated record. The transcript has 4 exons. The coding region runs from base 117 to 1841 and encodes 574 amino acids. Gene Ontology annotation, cellular component: Golgi cisterna membrane. NCBI's taxonomy places the organism in Eukaryota, Metazoa, Arthropoda, Insecta, Diptera, Psychodidae. Gene Ontology annotation, biological process: protein N-linked glycosylation.
AAAACUGUUCGACACACAUAAUUCCGAUCGAUCGUGCCGCGGCUUUUCAUGCGGGAGGAAAAGCAGUGUGAACUCCCCAGUGAUACUUUCCACUCGGCACGGCGAGGCUGGCCACGAUGCGCGCCCUCAACCUGAGCAGUCGCGUGCAAUGGUUCAUUAUUGUGAUAAUUCUGUGGGGCGCCACGGUUCUGCUGUCGCUCACAAAUCUCACAUCGUCCGGAAGCAAUAGUAAACACUUGAUGGAGAAUGACUUGCGGAGGCUCAACAGGGCCAUUUCCUACGUCAACAUGCUCGAGUCCAACAAUAAUCACAUCGAGAACCUCCUCCGGGAGCAUCUGGAGGAUGGCAAUUUCGACGAGCAGGACAAGAAGGAGUUGGCGCAGAAGAUAGAGGUGAAGAUAAAGAGUCUGAUAGGCAGCAAAACCCAGAGCGCACCGCCGGCAGAGUAUGAUAAUCUCCUCCGUCGGAUUUACACAAACACGCAGGAGAUGUACAAUUUCGUGAAUGCGGAGAUGAGCAGCAUCAAGAUUCGUGCCAAGACGGCCAAUCCCGAGGUGGUGAGCGCCGUUGACGAGGCGAUGAAGCUGCUGAGGGAGCACAAGGGUUCCCUCCUCACGGACAUCGAGGAUCUGAGGCGAUCGGACGGACACGAGCAGUGGCGCGAGCAGGAAUUCAGGAAUCUGUCGAACCUCGUGCAGCAGAGACUGCAUCGACUGCAGAAUCCCGCGGACUGUAGCAAUGCCAGGAAGAUUGUGUGUCGCCUGAACAAGGGCUGUGGCUACGGUUGUCAGCUGCAUCACGUCGUGUACUGCUUCAUCAUGGCCUACGCCACUGAGCGAACGCUCAUCCUCAAGUCCAAGGGCUGGCGAUAUCACAAGGCCGGAUGGGAGGAGAUUUUCCAGCCUGUCUCGGAAACGUGUGUGGAUGUGAAUGGCAAGACGCACGCCAAUUGGCCUGGGAAGCCCUCAACCCAGGUCCUCACGCUGCCCAUCAUUGAUUCCCUGCAUCCGCGACCUGAACACCUGCCGCUCGCCAUUCCAGCCGAUCUGGCGCCGCGUCUCACGCGCAUUCACGGCGAUCCGUUCGUGUGGUGGGUCGGCCAGUUCCUCAAAUACCUGCUGCGACCACAAGCGUCCACACAGCAGAUGCUGGACACUGGAAUCCGGAAUCUGGGCUUCAAGAAUCCCAUUGUUGGCGUUCACAUCCGACGCACCGAUAAAGUGGGCACAGAGGCGGCGUUUCACAGUCUCGCCGAGUACAUGACAGCCGUUGAUGAAUUCUACGAUCAACUUGAGCUGCGACAGAGUGUUGAUAAGCGGAGAGUCUAUAUUGCUUCAGAUGAUUACAAGGUGAUCGAAGAGGCGCGAUCGAAUUAUCCUCACUACGAAGUCGUUGGGGAUCCGAAUGUGGCCCGAAUGGCGGCCGUGUCGUCGCGCUACACGGACUUCUCCCUGAAUGGCAUCAUCCUGGACACGCACUUGCUCUCUCUCUCCGACUAUCUCGUGUGCACGUUCAGCUCACAAGUGUGUCGCGUGGCUUAUGAGAUCAUGCAGACGCUGCACACGGAGGAUGCGACGCAGCGCUUCAAGUCACUGGACGAUAUUUACUACUAUGGCGGCCAAAAUGCCCACAAUCGGCGCGCCGUGCUGCCGCACACGCCGCGCAACAGUCGCGAGAUUGUGAUGCAGAAGAACGACCUAAUCAGCAUUGCGGGGAAUCACUGGAAUGGCUUCUCCAAGGGCAAGAACACCCGCACGAAUCAAGUGGGCCUCUUUCCCUCCUUCAAGGUGGUGGACAAAGUGGAGGUGGCGGACUUUCCCACGUACAACCAGAAGACGUAGCUCAGCAAA